GUAACAAAGAUAGAACGAUACUUGUGUCGACUUGUGUCACUAAAUGAAAAGCACCCACUGUGGUGUACUGGUGUAUAAGCUCUAUGGUGAAAAGGCUCCUUUAUAGUGAAUAGUUUCUCAUGCAUUUGUUCUGUUUUGUCUCUCUCGAUUCUCGUGUAAUAUGUCAGUUUCUCCUUUUUGUCAUGUGAGAGAAUAGAUUUAAGAUAAACGAUAUCAUUAUUGUAUUGUUUUAUAGAUUACUUUGAAUAACGAAGUCAAGGUGAUUUUGAUAUUGCGACGGAGUGCUGAAUUCCAAUACAAGUGUUAUGUCUCGAAAAUGUUGAUAUUUGAUGGUUAUUGAAUGGGACGAACCUGAGUCACGCGUACGUUGCGUCUAAUGAGGAGUAUUAACGCAAUCUCUUCUGUUUGGAAUAAGUUUAAAGCGGAUUCCAGAAACAUGUGUUAACUAUCGAAACGUGAAUCAUAUUGAUUAUAUUAUACUGGUGUUAUAUACAGUCAAAAGCUGUGAUUUGAUCAUGAAGGUUAUUGAUGUUAAUUGGUUUUAAUGAAAUCGUGUGUGCGCGCCAUGGAGAAGUUUAUGAUCGACUUGGACAAAGUUCUGAAUGACUUUGAGUUCAAUGAAGAUUGUGCAGAACAAACAGCGUCAGUUGUAACUUCUACGGUCGAUGCAACAGCCAUGGAGAAGCGUACCAGUGAAUCUGUGUCUCCGAAUAUGUACAACUUUAAUCCUGAGAAAGGUGUAACCAUAGAUGUAGUACCGUCUGUCGAAAAGUACCAAGAUAUUCGGCCGAUGAAUGUCGACACCAAAUAUUCACUAGCUGAAAAGAACAUAGUAUUUAUAUCGGACGGCAAAGAUUCUAUAAAUAAUUUCUACAUGCACGAUUGUAUCAAUGACAUCGCGACUGAACAGAAAUCAUGUGUUCAUUCUUAUGAUUCCGAUCAAGUAUCCUCAACGAUUCAUAGCGACUUAUCCCAAAACUCGAUGCAGAAACAGCAGAAUGCAAAUAAGUUUGAUUCGAAGGAUGGCGAUAGAUAUGAUAAGAAAUUGAAUCAAUCCAAUUUCAAACCUAGUAUUAGCAAUGUGUUUAAUAGUUUAAACGAAUAUAUUAAUGCUCCCACUAGAAACUUAAGUUAUAUUGAACCUAUAUUAGAUGAAGCAGGCGACUUGUCUAAAAAAUCCACAGAUGACGAAAUAGAGAAAGAUUUUAGAUUGAACAAACACGUAGCAAUUAAUGAACAUUUAAUCCCAAUUAACACGAAUGCUUUGGAUCACAAAAGUAUACCGGUAGAAUUGGAUGCGUUUGUCAAAGUUGAAAGUAGUAAUAAACAAAAUAAUAUAAUACAAAAUGUUACGUUUUAUCAUUCUACGCCGAUACAGUCUGAAGAAAAUAAUAGCAAUGCUUUAAUUUCCACGUCGGAUGCGUCUAUCUCGAGACACAAUAAUGUUACAAUAGAUAGAAAACUGUUGAAUAACAAGGAUGAUCUAGAUAAAAAGGUCAUAAUUAAUGAUAUGCUUAAAGAAAGUUCCGAUAGUAUCAUUAACAAUAAACAAAAGCAGGAUUCGGAUUUGGAUAAUCGAGAUUCCAUCGACAAAUACGCAUUGGUCGAAAAUAAAGAGAGUAUAGCGGAAAGUACUACAAAGUUGAAUAAGAAUUUAACGAGCAGUGAAAAUUAUGACAAAAUUGUGAAGACAGCUAAAAACGAUGUCUUUUCUAAUGUACAUUUGACACAAACAAUUAAUACCGGUGAUGAUUUUUCUGAAGAUGAAUUAAACCAGUAUUUGUUAGAGCUAGAGAAAGAAGAGAAAUCUAAGGCAGAAAAAAUACUUUCGGAUUAUAAUUGGUCACCACAAUCGUACGAUGAAUUCAGAAAUGAUACGGAAAAGAAAAAUUAUAGAGAAAAGAGUGCAAAUUAUUAUCUUCAACGAGACGAAGAGAAUAUUAAUAAAGCGCCGCUGUUCGAGAAAAUUAUGAUAGGCGAACUUCCGAAAAUCUCGCGAGAGGAGGAAUUUCAGGAAAAGACGAAGAAGUUUUCUCUAAUUUCUUACAAUGCGGAUAUGUGUAAUAAAAAUAUAAUUGAUGCAAACUGUAAUAAUGCUCUAAAAGUUGAUUUAAGUGGAAAAAGUAAUCAACUGAGAGAUAUACAAGAUAAUAUGCUAGAUAAAACGAUAAAAGACAAUUAUGUGAUAGAAGUAAUCGGUCAGGAUGUAAUAGAAGCAACACAAGAUAAUACUUUGCAAGCUUUAUCUGAUGUUGCUGUUCAAGAGAAAGUUUCGUCAAAAUUUGAAAAUAUUAGGGAACAGUUAGGUAGUAAUAAUAAUGUGAAACAGAAACUACAGCAACAUUCUAUUACAGACACUCUAUCGCAAGAUAACAACAGCGAGAUUUUAUUAAAUUUAUCAGAAAACAAAGAAGAUCACGAUAAAAAAGUAUACUUUGAAGACAUUGCUGAGAAUAAUAAAGAUGUUUUUAUAGUACAUGAGAUUGACAUCUCUAACAGCGAGCAAAUUUUUAAAACGGAAACUAUAUCGAAAACUAAUGAUGUUUCCAUGGUUUCUCAUAUAAAAGAAAAUAAUCAGGAAGCCGAAAAACCGAUCCGUCCCCACACAUUGGAUAUUGGAUUGACGCAUGACAAAAAUGAUUCCUAUACGUUUGAAUCAUCGAAUGCUGUACCAGGAGAAUUAGAACAGUCAGAAAAUGAUGGCACCGUUGAUGAAGAUCGCGGUGCUUCGUCGGAUAUCUCUGAUAAUUCUUUACUUGAAUGUAAUACAGUAUUGGGAAAACAGCCUCCUUUUUGGGUCCCAGAUAGUGACGCACCUAGUUGUAUGUUGUGCGAAGUUAAAUUUACCGUACUUAAAAGACGUCAUCAUUGUCGUGCCUGUGGUAAAGUGCUGUGUAAUAAGUGUUGCAAUAUGAAAUACAGAUUGGAAUAUCAGGGAAAUAUCGACUCCCGUGUUUGUGUAUCGUGUUAUCAUCUACUUACGAAAGCAGAGAGUGAACAAGAAAUGGGUGAUUGGUCAGCUGGUUAUAAUUUAUAUACCGACGGCAACAACGUUAAUUCCGUACAGGGGGGGAGACAGCCUAAUCCAAAUAAUCCUAUGGAGUACUGUUCAACUAUACCACCCUUGCAACAGUUAGCUGGUGGUUUGCCGCCACCGCCAACAGUGAUGGUGCCUGUGGGUGUUCUUAAGAGAGAAGGUUCGAAACACCGCGCGGAAGGACAGAAAUCUGUAGUAUUCAGUGAUGGAAUAAGGCCUGGCUGUGACCUGACAGAACUGGACACGUGUUGGGAGCCAAAGCUGUACCGUAAGCAGAGUAAUAAACGGACUUUUACAUCACCCAUGUUGGCAGACGCUACAAUGAGAAGACAAAAUCAUCCUCCUCUAGACAAUACGACCAAUAGUUAUAUACCACACGAUCCUAAUUUAUUACCUCCGACUGUCACGAUACAUAAAGGCCAAAUUACAUACCAUCCACCUAUGGAUGAAAGUAUACUCUAUAAAACGCUGAAAAACGAAUGCGAACCGCCAGUAAUGUUUGCCAUCAAUCGGAAUCUUUAUGCAUAUGUAAAAAUAACCAAUUUAAAUUGCUGCGUAAAUAAGAUCUGCUGGAAUGUAACGUCAAGAGGUCUCGCUUGUAUUGGUCAAGAUGAAGUUAUUUUAUUAAUCGAAGUUUUGCCAGAUGAAACACGGAUUCCAAAAGAUCUUCUCAUGUUUAUCAAUCAAUUAUAUCUUGAAGCUAUUAAAGGUAAUACAACAACAGAACUCGGUUUUUCAUUAUAUCAAGGUACUAACCUUUUGGGUUCGCGCGAACAUGCAGGAUUUCUUUUUAUUCGCCAGACAUUGCAAUGUUUACAAAAGAUUAUUUUGCCACCUGCACCUUUUUUGAUUGGACUCUUGAUUCACAGGUGGGAAACUCCAUGGGCCAAAGUAUUUCCAUUAAGGCUUGUUUUACGUCUCGGGGCAGAAUAUCGUUAUUAUCCUUGUCCAUUGGUGUCCGUUCGCUUUCGAAAUGCAUUAUAUUUUGAGAUUGGGCACACUGUCAUGAAAGUAUUAGCGGAUUUUAGAAAUUUUGGUUACACUUUACCAGGAGUGAGAGGUUUAAUGAUUCAUCUUAAAAAUCGUACAACGGACGUUAUGUUCCCCAGGAAUCGAUACGACCAAGUUAUAAAAGGACUUCAUAAUUCAAACGAUCAUGUCUUAGCUUAUGCUUCGAAUUUUAGUAUAAUCGCAGAUUCACAUUUAGUUUGUAUACAAACGAAUACCGGUGAUGAAAGCAGUUAUCAGACGCAAGCGAUAAACAUUCAUAAUAAACCGAGAACAGUAACUGGUGCCAGUUUUAUUGUCAUCAAUGGUGCUCUAAAAUCUUCAAUGGGACUUUCUGCUAAAUCUAGUAUUGUUGAAGAUGGAUUAAUGGUAGAGAUAAUGCCGGAAAAAAUGGAAGCUUUGAAAGCUGCUCUCAAAAAUAUGCAGGACUUCUCAAUUGGUUGCGGACGCCAGGGAGCAUUAGAACCGGACGAGACUGUAAACAUAAAGUGGGUCGAUAAUGACACGCAGUUCAAUUUGGGAGUUAAAAGUCCUAUUGAUGGACAAUUAAUGGAUGGUAUACCGUCUAUCAGAGUACAUAAUGGCAUUGAUUAUAAAGGUACAACCCGAUUCAUACGAUGGACAGAGGUAUUCAUUAUAAAAUCAGAUGACAAUUCGAGUGGUGUGAAUGAUCCCGUGGAUAUAAAUAAGCUAUCUAGUAGCAUAGCGAAAGCGACAUGUGUAGCACUAGUUAAGUUGCUGGAUCUUCUAGCGACGGCAGGUUUAACAAAACUCAGUGUACGGACAACGAUUCAUCCAGAUAAUGUUGGUUACGAAGCUGGAAGCGAGGGUACAAAAUUACCACCGAUAUACAUGAAGAGUUUAGAUAAUGAAUUGAUACAAGUUUUACAUAAAGCUGUGCAGGGCAGUCAAGAAGCGUAUACAGUGCUUGAACUGAUAUUUUAUGUCCUUGAGGAUUAAGAAAAGGAGUGAUUUACAUAUAUUCUAUGUUUUUUAAUCGGUGAUGUCUUCAAGAUAACAUUGAAUAACAUUUAUUAAAUUGGGAAAACGUGCAAUUGCAUUGAAUAUUGUAAUGGCAGUCAUUAUUAUUUAUAUAUUAUUUUUUAUUGUACACUUUAUUUUAUAAUUCAAAAUGUUAUUUGUCUAUUUAUUAAGAUUAUGAAACAUUUUUUAUUUAUCGCGAAAUAUUCAAUAUUGUCAAUAACCUCUCAGUAAACAAUAUCUACGAAUAGUACAUUAAUACAUUGAUGAUAAUUUAUUAGAUUAUUACAAAUAUAAAUUAAGAACAAAAAGAGACAGCAAUGAUAAUAGUUAUGAAGACUAGAACCAGAAGACCGAAUUAAGCCUGAUUUAGCCACCAAAAGUGAGGCGAAAAUUUACUAGAAAUGUAGUACCAAAUGGUGGUCCUGCGGCGAU
This is a messenger RNA of Monomorium pharaonis (pharaoh ant), 5461 nucleotides long. RefSeq lists its product as uncharacterized. The record is from RefSeq and is a predicted model, not a curated record. NCBI's taxonomy places the organism in Eukaryota, Metazoa, Arthropoda, Insecta, Hymenoptera, Formicidae. Gene Ontology annotation, biological process: endosomal transport. Gene Ontology annotation, molecular function: metal ion binding. Gene Ontology annotation, cellular component: early endosome membrane. The coding region runs from base 545 to 5005 and encodes 1486 amino acids. The transcript has 16 exons.